AUGCAAAGAACAAGCAGUGGAUCCCUACUCAGUGAAGAAAUUGACAAUCAACAACAUCCUGCAGAAGACAUUGCUGAAGAACAUUACGAAGAAAAUGUAGACCCUGAAUUUGCUCAAAAACAUCCAUUGCAACAAUCAUGGACUUUAUGGUAUCAUAAUCCACCACAAUUUAUUCAAGUAUACACCUUCGAAUAUGUUGAAGAUUUCUGGAGUGUUUUCAACCAUAUUAAACCUCCUACUCAUCUUGAAACUGGUAGCGCUUACUACAUCUUGAAAGAUGGUAUCAGGCCUGAAUGGGAAGACCCAAAGAAUAUCCACGGAGGAGAGUGGAUGUUCCCAUUCUUGAGAAAGAAGUGCAAUGUUAACGAUUGGUGGAUGAAUUUAGCUAUGGCUCUCAUUGGUGAAUUCUUUGAUGAUGGUGAAAUUAUCACUGGAGGUUGUGUUGCUGUUCGUAAAUCACAAUUUAGAUUGAACAUUUGGGUUGGUGAUAAGUCUAAUGACGAGGCUAUUGUACGUAUUGGACAACAAUUUAAAGAGUCUCUCAACCAUGGUUCUAUCACUGGUAACACAAAGCAGGGUGAUCUUUCAAUCUUGACUUCACAUGCUGACCAAUUUACCUUUGAUUUUAAGACCUUUGAAGAUCAAUUACAAGGAAAGAAGAAUGUCCUUCAUUGCAUUAGAAUUGAUUAGAUUUUGUUCAAUUAAUGUUGUUUAAUAUUUUGUUAGAAUAAGAAAUUUAUUUAUUUCAAACAACAUUCUAUUUAGAUAACAACAAUAUGUGUUUAGACCCUCUAUUGUUUACUCCAUAUUAUUUAAUACGAGUAAUUUAAUUAAUAGUAGCAAAUAGUAUUUUCCAUCCUUCUCCAUUCCCUUUUAUCUUUUCAAUUUGUAAAACAAAUCCCUUUCCAUAAAUUUACGAUAAUAAGAACUCAAUUUUGCCUU
Molecule: messenger RNA, 942 nt
Organism: Naegleria gruberi
Lineage: Eukaryota; Heterolobosea; Eutetramitea; Acrasida; Naegleriidae
Product: eukaryotic translation initiation factor 4E
Exons: 1
Coding region: 1-690 (229 amino acids)
Biological process (GO): translational initiation
Cellular component (GO): eukaryotic translation initiation factor 4F complex
Molecular function (GO): RNA 7-methylguanosine cap binding; translation initiation factor activity
Source: RefSeq, a predicted model, not a curated record